Molecule: messenger RNA, 495 nt
Organism: Aspergillus niger
Lineage: Eukaryota; Fungi; Ascomycota; Eurotiomycetes; Eurotiales; Aspergillaceae
Exons: 4
Coding region: 1-495 (164 amino acids)
Source: RefSeq, a predicted model, not a curated record
AUGUCCCACAGCCACAACAACUACCACCCAGUCGCCUCAGCAGACAAAGUCCCUACCAUACACACAAUCCAGCCCAUGAAACGCUCGACUUCCUACUCUCCCACCCAAGAGAGUGACGAAGAGUACAAGCAACACGUCAAGAAAGACAGCGCGAGCAGCACAGUAGCCUGUGGCAACGACCAUAAAGUGAAAGCCGCGCUGACGGAGCUUCUCAACGACGACGGAAUCGGUGCAGAACUUGCUGAUGGAUACGGAGAAGGCGCUGAGGAAGCAGCGCAGGGAGUCGCUUUCGGGACGGGCUUCGAUUUUGGUGGCGAAGUGAAUUCCUCGUGCUGGUCUGGGCUGGUCGGUACAAGAGGUGCGCGCUGUGUCGAUGGGGGGGUCUUAGCUGCUUCUGAUGAUGUUGAUGCUAUGGUAGUAGGGCUGGAGGUUAGAGGCACAGCUGAUGCGCCGUUGCAGGAGUUGGAGACGACAUGUCUAUUGGUGGCAGCAUAA